AUGCAUGAGACUUUUAUGGACAUGGCAUUUCAAGAAGCUAUCAAGGCAUUUGACUUGCAGGAAGUUCCUGUUGGAUGUGUGGUUGUCAAAAACAACAAGAUCGUAUCUUCUUCGCAUAACAUGACCAAUGCUAACAGAUCACCUCUUGAUCAUGCCGAGGUUCUUUGCAUCCGAAGCACAGAUUGUUCAAAUAGCACAUUCUACAUCACAUGCGAGCCUUGCAUUAUGUGUAUGGGAAUAAUAUCAAGGCUAAGCAAUGUAAAAGUAUACUAUGGAUGCAAAAACGAGGUGUUUGGCAGCAAAACUAUAUGUGGCGUCGGAGAAAAUACCACUUAUAUCCCAGACGAGCGCUGCUUCAGGAUUCUGCAGAAUUUCUAUGCACGAGAAAACAUAUUUGCCCCAGAAGAAAAGAGAAAAGCAAAAUAG
Molecule: messenger RNA, 426 nt
Organism: Ordospora pajunii
Lineage: Eukaryota; Fungi; Microsporidia; Ordosporidae
Product: cytidine/deoxycytidylate deaminase
Exons: 1
Coding region: 1-426 (141 amino acids)
Biological process (GO): tRNA wobble adenosine to inosine editing
Molecular function (GO): tRNA-specific adenosine-34 deaminase activity
Source: RefSeq, a predicted model, not a curated record